CAACCACCUGAGUGGUAUUUGCAGUGCAGAUACAGCUUUUGUUCAACGCAUGGUUUAUUUAUGAAGUAUUUUUGAAGUACGGACUACAUCGGAGUCUUUGGUAACUAGGCUAUGUUCAGCAGGGAACUCUGUGAGAUUUCAGUCUCUGUAGCUCGUUAGCACAGUCCAUCAGCUGGACGAAGUAUUUUGCAUCAACCUGACCUUCUGUGUGAUUUUCAUUGCCAUUAUUUUAAUUUCUGUGACUGUACAAAUAUUCAAGAAUCAUCGAUUUUCUCUGGUUACAAUUCCCUCAAUAUUGACCUGGUCAAUGCUGGAAAACAUAUGCUUGUGACAUAAUUUUUUUGAAAUAAAUCACAGAAUAUUUGAUAUUGCUGAAAAACGAUGGCCCAACCACUAACAAGCUCUUUGGAAAAUAGGGCUGAGAAAAAUUUAACAAGAGGUGAGAGAGAUCAUCCUAACCAGGAGCGCCACCGUGACCGACGUCACCACAAUGAGCGUUCCUAUCCUCGCAGGGAUCAGGAUGGUGACAACAGACAUCACCAAGGAAGGGACUACUCUAAACAAAACAGGGAUCGGGACAGAGAUAGAAGAAAGGAACGAUCAGAAGAGAAAAGUUCUCAUGCUAGAGGUGGCUAUGGUCAUGAGCAUCAUACAAGAGAGAACCGAGACAGGAAAGAGAGGGAACACUACAAAAGGGAGAAUCGAGACCAUCAUCACAACCAAGAAAGAAAACAACGUAAUUUUCAUGAGCUUGAAAAUUAUGAAAAACACAGCAAUCAACAGCGUUACAGAAAUGAAAAAGAGGUUUCUUUGCCAUCUGAUGAAAAAGUUCCCUACAGACCUAACAAUUAUGCUGAAACUCCACCUCCAGAAUAUGUAAUAACCGAAGAUAGAAGUCCGGAGAUGUAUUACUACAAGCCAGAAGAUUCAGGAGGCAUUCUAAGUUGCCACAGCUGUCGUUACCUUUGUACAAAUCGAGGUCUCUGUCAGUUGGUGGAGGUGCUUCUCAAUCUGUUAAUUCUGAUAUGUGGGGCAAUCUCCUACAGUGGCACUGGGGGCUACACAGAUCUCUCCAGCCUAGGAAGUCUCUACUACUACACAUUUGGAUCAGCAUAUAGUGGAUUUCAAGGAGCUGAGGCUGAAAAAGUAAAUGAGUUGGAUGUUGCAUUUUACCAGCUAAAGCUGCCUACAGUCAUUGCCAUAAUGGCAUAUAGUGGGGCUUUGAUGUCCUUUGCAUGCCUUAUGCUGGUUUUAGGCUUGGCUCGGAUACCUUGGCGAUUUCCCUUCUUACUGAUUAUUGAAUGUGUUCUGGAUAUAGCAAUUGCACUUGGCUACAUACCUGCUAUUUACUUUUAUUUUCAACACUUGAUUGAGAGCUACAAUUCAGAAGUGUGUAAAGAGAGAGAGGGUAUGUACAAGAGUAAAGGCUAUGAUGGGUUUAACUGUAGUUUGCACGGUGCUGACAUUGUUGGUGGUCUGUGUGGCUGCCUUGCUAUCGUAAUAUAUGUACUCAAUGCAGUCGCUGCAGUUCUGGCAUUUCGAAAAGUCAGGAGACUGAAAGGUAUGAAAGAAGAAGUCAAUAUCGAAACUACAAUUGUUUAAGCUUAAGUUCAUCUCCCCACGUGUAAAUUCUCAAACAGAAGUAAGGCAUCAGCUUUUGUAAUAUUCUGUUUUAUCUGAUACAUGAAAUUUUAAUAUUUGUGACAUUCAAUUUGGAUUUGAAUGUAACAAAUGAAUUUGUUACAGUUUGAAUUAGAAUAUGAGAAUGUCUUGUUGCAAAAACAACUAGAAUUGAUCUUAAAAGAAUAGUGCAGUAGUGGACUACUUUGGUGUUUUUUGUAGGUUUUGAUAGGGUCAAAAAGCAUCAGAAUUUAAUAACAUGUUACUCAGAAAAUAGCAAGCUCUAUAAAUGUUGUAGAAUUCUUAAGGCUUCAGCAUUCAAACAUAGUUGUAAAAUAUUAGAUGCUUUAAGAGAAGAAUACCUUCAGAAAGAAAUCACAAAAGUCACUGAACUCUUCAUUUUUAAUUUGAUCUAUCUCACACUCCUGCCAAUAUUACUGCACACAUGAACUGAUAUGGUUGGAUGAAGUCGAGAGUUCAGUAGCAGUGGGGCUUGCUGGUAUGCCUGCUCUUCAUUUUUAUUUUUCAUAACUGUGAGUUGGUUAACUUAUAUUUUACAUUUCUCACUUGAGUUAAUUGACAAGCAUUUACUCUCAGAAAGUCAAUUUGGGUAAGUGAUAGACUAAAGAAAUAUCUUGGUUAUUGCAGAGUGAAGUAUCAAUUGCACUCUCCUUCCACAUUGAGUUGCAUGUCAAAUGAACAGUUUAAUCACAAUCUUGCAGAUUACAGUUUUAAGAAAGCACAAAUGAACAAAAUCCAAUAAUUUAAUAGUUUAUCAGAUUUCGAGCAAGUUUUUCAGCUAAGUAAUCCUGUUCAAUUGUGCCAUAUUCUCAGUUAACAGAACAAAAAAAGUUCUUUUUUUUAAUAAAGGAACAAGAUGGUUAAGUGGUUUAGUGCAUGAGCCUGUUCAAGUCGAGAAUUUAGGUUUAUUUAUGGGAUGGAACCAUCAUGUUGAAUGUAAAAAAAAAAAUGAAACAGCAAUUUAAAUAACAUCAAUCGACAUCCACAGCACAAAAUUGAUUGGAGUUGAUAAGCUGUUUGAUAACAAUGAAAAUAUCUUUUAGUGCAAUUUAGAUUUAAAGAUUUGUUGGGGUGUGAACAAAUAGAAACCAUGUUAAAGGGUUAGUGGUGCUUUGGUCCAAUCUCUGGGAUGGAAGAAUGGGGCUCAGGUCCCAUCUUAAGAUGUAGAGAAAAGUCAGAACACAUCCAAAUGAGUUGAUUUUUAAAAACGACUAUGUCCAAGUAGUUAAUUAUGGUUACUAUAAAAAUUAGUAAUGUUCCAUUGCUAUCUUAGUGUACUAGAUGAACAAAAAUCCAAAAUGUUGAUUAAGAAUUUUAAACAUCAUUAAAAUUCUGAACAAAUCUAAAAUGGAGUCAAAAAUAUGUUUUGUAAAUAUGCCAGCUUUACUCACUACUCACCUUUUAUAACUACUGAAAAAUUGUAUUUUGAAUUUUAGUAUGCUUAAUUUUUCUAUUUUUGAAGCAUUUAUACAUUGUAUGUAUUAGAUCAUAUUUUGAUCUGGUUGAUUUAUUAAAGAUGUUGCUUUUAAUAUUAGUAAACUAUAUAUAAUGUAAUAUUUGCUUUUGUUCAUGUUACUAAAGAUGUUAGCAGAAUGAAACUAAAGUACAUAGAACUAACAGUGAUGUUGAGAACUAGCACAAUUGUUGCAGCUUCAAAAUGAACGCUAAUAAACUGUUCUGAAUUUUAAAA
Molecule: messenger RNA, 3331 nt
Organism: Hemiscyllium ocellatum (epaulette shark)
Lineage: Eukaryota; Metazoa; Chordata; Chondrichthyes; Orectolobiformes; Hemiscylliidae
Product: MARVEL domain-containing protein 3-like
Exons: 4
Coding region: 382-1602 (406 amino acids)
Cellular component (GO): membrane
Source: RefSeq, a predicted model, not a curated record